UAAAAUUUGUUCCCUUUUCUUACUCAGCAGUAUAUUGGCAGCUUUAUAAAAACUGAACGGAAAAUUUCCUGCUCACAUGUACCUCAGAUUCCAGCCCAGCAGGCAGCACUCUCCUCUAUCACGACUAAGACACAAUGAUGCAUUUGAGGACUUUAAUUUUCACAUCUGUCAUGCUCCCAUGGAUACUGUCUUCUGCAGCAAAGAAUGAAUACGUGGAAGUAUGGAAACCUCAGAAUGGUAUUGUAAAUACCCAGGACUAUGAAAGUGACCAAGAAGUAACUCCAAAAGCAAAUGAAAUGCCGACAUGCCUGCUGUGUGUCUGUCUGAGUGGAUCUGUUUACUGUGAGGAGGUGUUCCCAGAAAUAUCCACCGUCCCAGCACUGCCGAAAGAAACUGCAUAUCUGUAUGCACGCUUCAACAAAAUCACAAAAAUCACCAACGGUGACUUCUCAGACAUGGUCACUUUAAGAAGAAUUGACCUGAGUGGAAAUCUCAUCACUGAAAUAGAAGACGGUGCUUUUUCAAAACUCAUAAAUCUCGAGGAGCUCUCUCUUGCAGAAAACAGACUGACCAAGCUUCCCAUGCUGCCCACUAACCUGGUGUCAUUCAAUGCUAAUUCUAACAGGCUCAGACCCCAGGGAGUAAAGGCAACUGCUUUUAAAAGACUCACAAAACUGGCAUAUCUGUACCUUGGAAACAAUGAGCUGACAGCAGUGCCUCAUCUGCCUGAAUCUCUACAUGUUGUCCAUCUGCAUGAUUGUUCUCCUGUGUCUGUCCUGCAGAACAACAGGAUUGUGACAAUAACAGAUGUUACAUUCUGCAAAGGAAACUCCAGUCACUACAUCAGGACCAACAUGGACGAGGUGAGACUAGACGGGAACCCCAUCAAGCUGUCGAGACACCCUGAGAGCUUCAUCUGUCUUCAGUCUCUCCCUAUUGGCUGGUACAACUGAAAUAAAGAUGCAUGAAUUACCACUGGGUUUAAAAUGAACGAGGCAGAUAUACAAAAGAAGAAAUGCCAUUUGUUAAAUACUACUAUGUUACAUUUAAUAUACUCAGUUCUUUCAAUGCAACAUAUUUUUUUUACAAUAACAAAUAUCUAGUUACAGAAAGUACUUGUACUUGUUUUUCUCCAGUGUUACUGCUUUAUCAAGGCAGGUGCUUUGCAAUACAUCAACAUAGACUUGACAUUGAACAUUGUUGAUAUGAUUUCUUAUGAUUGCACAGCAGUGGUGUCAUCACUGCUAAUGUUCCUUGAACUGAAGGUAAUAUGAAUAAAGCGUGCAUGUUUAAAGAGAUCUCUCCAUCAGACUCUUGCAUCUCAGGACUCUGAUGUUUUGGAUGUCGGCUUCACUCCAGUAAGGAAUUAAGAGUCCAAGAAAGUGUCCUUUGAUUAGACAUGAAAUCCACAUUAAACCCGGCCAGUGUUCAAACCAUCUGCAGUCUUCUGCUGGUAUUCCCGUUCAGACUGUUUUCUUCUGUAGACAUCAU
Messenger RNA from Cheilinus undulatus (humphead wrasse), 1491 nucleotides. RefSeq names its product osteoglycin, paralog b (gene ognb). The transcript is spliced from 6 exons. The record is from RefSeq and is a predicted model, not a curated record. The coding region runs from base 135 to 953 and encodes 272 amino acids. Gene Ontology annotation, molecular function: protein binding. Lineage: Eukaryota; Metazoa; Chordata; Actinopteri; Labriformes; Labridae.